This is a messenger RNA of Cheilinus undulatus (humphead wrasse), 2246 nucleotides long. RefSeq names its product coiled-coil domain containing 92 (gene ccdc92). The transcript has 4 exons. Lineage: Eukaryota; Metazoa; Chordata; Actinopteri; Labriformes; Labridae. Bases 204 to 1190 code for a protein of 328 amino acids. The record is from RefSeq and is a predicted model, not a curated record.
UGACACAGCCACCCUCCCCUCUCACCCGAUCGAGGCAAGCCCCUGACAGCAUCACCGACAUGCCCCGCAAGGCUGAAUGCACUUAGCCGGUGCUGCUGCUCGGUCCAACGACAACAUACUACCAUUUACGAGACAUUCGACCGUCGCUUAUUAUUAGCCAGAAGAUUGCAAAGCCUGGUGUGUGUCUGUGAACAUAAUCAGCCAUGGCAUCAGCAAAUGUCACACUGGAAAAUCAACUGCACAGUGCACAGAAAAACCUGCUCUUCCUGCAGCAGGACCAUGCCAACACGUUGAAGGGACUGCACGCAGAGAUCCGUAGGUUACAACAACAAUGCACAGACCUGACAUACGAGCUCACUGUGAGAAGCUCUGAUCCUUCAGACAGCAGUGAGGUCCGGUGCAAGGAGCUACAGAGGAGGUGUGAGGAGCUGGAGGCCCAGCUGAAGAAGAAGGAGGAGGAGAACACAGAGCUUCUGAGGGACCUAGAACAGAAGAAUGCCAUGAUCUCAGUGCUGGAGAACACAAUCAAGGAAAGGGAGAAGAAGUAUCUAGAAGAGCUCAAGAUGAAGAGCCACAAGCUGGCUGUGUUGUCUGGAGAGUUGGAGCAGAGAGCAAGCACUAUAGCUUACCUGACGUCUCAGCUUCACGCCACAAAGAAGAAGCUGUUAGCCGGCAGUUCAUCUGAGGCCAGUCCCAAUGUCAGUCCAGUCACUUCAUACAAGCCCACGCCUCCCCCUGCCAAGGACAGACAGCCUGAAACCCCCCGUCGUCGCAUGAAAAAGAGCCUCUCUCAGCCUCUUCACCCGGAGUUAACAGAGGUUUACCGGCUCGGCCCGGACGGUCGGCGGCUGGUUCUGCGUGAGACAGUAGAAGCUAUGCCUGACCCCACACCCUUUCUUCAGGCUGGGAGAGACUCUCCUGAACCGCAGGUAGUGAGAGAACGUCCUGCUGUCAUCCCUCCUAUUGCCUCUGAGCGCCCUCCAGUAGCUCCCCUGGGUGCUUCCGCCAGCCCUCGUCACAGCCCCGCUCGGGACCGCCAGUACAGGGCUCAUGUGGGCGUAGCACACCGAAUCCCACACGGCACCCCUCCCCUGGCUCCACCGCAGGCAGAGCUGGAGACACUGGCAGUGGACCAGGUCAAUGAGGAAAAGGUCGUUCGGAAGCGCUCUGGGGCCGACAGGACAGUUUAACACUGCAAAGCUUGAAUGCAAAUCAACGCACACACAUCUACUGUAAACACACAACACUGCAAGAGCAGGACGGAGCCUGACCCACUGUGUAGCCUGCUUUUUACGCAACACUGCAAUAUGAAGAAAGCUAAACUAUCAUUUGUUUAUGGUAUUCCAUGACUUGUUUUUCUUAAUAUACAUUAAAAAAGGACAACUUCAAAGCAUGCCAAAUGUUUCUAUUUCACCACCCACUGAGAUCUUGUAUUAUACACAUCUUGACUUUCUGCUCACAUCAUUCUGUCUCAUGUGGUGCAAACAACAAACCCUCAGCCAAAUAUCUGCAUCAGUGCCUGCUCCACCUGUUCAAACACACACAAGCUGUGUAAUGUAGUAUGGCUAACAGUUAACUUUACAUAUCCUUAUCUGCUCCAUCUUCAACAGUAGUCUGGACAUAUCAACAAAUAUAACGCUGCAUAGGGUAGAACUGUAAACUCAUACUCAUCAAAUGUCUUUCAUCUUCUUGUCAUAUCAGUAUAAUAACUGUAGGUCAAUGUUACUGUGGGUACGAGCUGCAAAAUGUGCAAUUACAGUUGCCAGUGAAAGAUAAAGGCUGUGACUUCUCCUUAUGACUUUGACUGGAAAAGCAGCAGAGGUGCACAUGUGUAAAUGCAGUAUGAAACGAUGGCGAACGAGACUUGUGUUUGUGUGGUUGUGUGAAUGAGUGAGAGGGUGUGCGUUACAGAGCAAAACAUUGAAGGCCUUUGAGAGAAUUAAGUUUUGACUUAAACUAUAUCUGUUAAUGUUAUUUGUGAUACAAGGGCAUUUUUAAAAACACUGCUGUAAUAGAUUUUUUUGUGAUAUAAUCUACUGUUCUUUAUAAAGGCUGCACAUUUGUAAGGAAUUCUUUUUUAAUUUAUUGUUUCAUAGAGAACACAAAAGCACCUCAAAUACUGACGGUAGCCACUGCACCAACAACAUGACGGUAAUUAUAAUCACUCAAUAACCUGCUUUUCACAGUUAUAUCACUUGUCCUUGAAGUAUAUGUAUAAUUCAAUACAAUAAAGCAAUGCUUUUUUG